AUGACUUUGAGUUUCAAAUACAUAGACUUAGACUCGUGUGAACGCCUGUUCUGUUGUUUCCGCAGUUCCGAUGUCGACGACAACGACAACUCACAAAUCCGUUAUGAAUCCUACUCGGAACGUGGUGGCGGUGGGAAACCCGUAGACCUAGAAUCUCGUAGACGAUUACAAGUAGAAGCCAUCGAACGCCGAUUAGCUGAAAGUGAAUCACGUGGGAUUGGAGAUCUUGAAAAGGUUAGAAGAAAACAAGAACGUAUGGAAGAGUUAGAAAAGAAACAGUAUGGUGAUACAUCGGAUAAUACAUUACGAUGGAAUGUCAGUUAAUUGGACUGUAUAAAAAUAUAUUGUUCACUUCGUUUCUUUCUUAAUUCUUAACCUGAUGAGAAAUUAUUGAAAAGAAUAUUCUUCGUUCAUAUGACAGUAUUAUUGUUUGAAUCAUUCAAAAUAUUCGUAUUUACUUAGCUGAUGAUCAGGAAUUAACACUUGCAGUUGGAAGCUAACGAUGGAUUGUUUGAAUCACGAAUUAACGUUCGUUAAACAACUAAGGAACACUAAAUAAAUAUUUCGUUCAGUAGACAGAAGCCACACACUCUCGUUGAUCGACCAUAUGACUUUCUGGUUUCGAAAAUGAAGUCCAAGAUGGUUAAUCAAAUCCAUGAUUCAUCCACCUAGCCCGUCAUCUCAAGAUCGAUCAAGAAACCCAGCCUCGUCCAUUGCAAAACAUCUAAUGAUGAGUGGUCAUCAAAUUGACCCAAAAUCAGCCUUUAGAGUUGUGACAUGUCAUCAAAACCCACACACACUCAAACUACUCGAAGCUAUCUUGAUUGGUCGGAAAAGUCCAACUUUAUGUGUUCAAAAACAACUGUACGUUGACCUUUGUUUACCAUGGUUCUAGUAAGUGAAUGUCAUGCUAAAUAAGAAAUUUUGACCUUAUCUUCAAAACUGUAUUUACACGAAUAACAUGUUGCUUGUAUGUGACUGACGAGAAAGCACGAAAUGGUACUAUCUCAUAAAAUUUGUCUUCUCAUUUCUCUGUUCUAAAUAUUAAAUAAAAAUGUUUGAAUAUA
Schistosoma rodhaini is the source of this 1067-nucleotide messenger RNA. Lineage: Eukaryota; Metazoa; Platyhelminthes; Trematoda; Strigeidida; Schistosomatidae. The record is from the annotation of a GenBank genome assembly.